CAUUUAAAGUCUGUUUACCGUUUUACGCACUGAUUUAACUACUUUCGCUAACGGGAUGUCAUGUGCGGAGGAGACUUUUACCGAUCAAUGUAACAAUGAUCUUAAAAAUGGUCUGAAAGAAAACUCAUUCUCUAAACUUGAUAAGAAUGAAAAAAAGAAUAUCAUAAAAAAUGCAGUAGUUUGCACUCUAGCUUAUUUUCUUCUUUUCACGAGCUACGUUGGACUAAGUAUCAUUCAAAGCGCUAUAAAUGGAACUGUUGGAACAAUUGGAUUAGGCGUCAGUUUUGCUACAUCAAUAUUAGGAUGUUUGGCUUUAUCACCUCUGUUUAUAAAGCUUUUAGGUUGUAAAAUGACUAUGGUAAUUGGAUUUUUUGGCUUUACUACAUGGAUGAUUGCAAACUACCAUGUUGCAUAUUAUACUGUUAUACCGGCUGCAAUAAUAAAUGGUUUGGUCUUUGGACCAGUCUUUUCAGCGCAGGCUGCCUAUUUUACUGAUCUAGGUUUAAGGUAUUCGAUGAUCACAAAAAAAAAUGCCGAUGAAGUUAUAUCGUUAUUUUUUGGAGUAUUUUUUUGUUUCCUUUUAUUAGGAACAUCGUUUGGAUGCUUCUUGACUUCUGUGAUAAUGAAUAGUGGCGGAGGCGGAUCAUCUGCUGAGACUAUUCCUGGUACAAUACCAAUGAGCUUCAAUGAAACUUUAUUAAAUUCAACAAUGACUCCAUUUGAAACAACAACAGCAGCUGCUCCAUAUCGAGGACCCUUGCCUCAUUGUGGUGCUGGUUUUUGUCCCGCACCAGUGAAUGAAACAGCUGCAGGAGAUGGACCUGCACACGGAAGAAUAAUGGUGUUAGUUACCGUUCACAGUUGUGAAGCGCUUUUUGCUGGCUUGCUUAUACUAUUCUUCGUUGAUAAAGAAAAUAAAAUAGCUGAAGACGAUGGCAAAAGUGUUUUAGACAAUAUAAAAACUAGUGUUGCGGUGACGUUUAAACAAAUCAUACGAGCUAGACAAUUAGCGAUGACGUUCCUAAAUAUUUAUUCAGGAAUGAGUCAAAGCUUUGCUCUGGCAGACUUGACUUUAGCGUAUAUAGGUUGUUCGCUGGGGAGCGGGGUUAUGGGAUAUGCACUUAUGACUUAUGGUAUGACUUCGUGUAUUAUUUCGCUAGUUUGUGGUUUUAUAAUGGAAAAAGUCGGUCGAGUUUAUGUCUUUACAGCAUGUUUCGUUGUACGACUAGCGACUAUAACCUUUCUGCUAUUGUGGGUGCCAGAUUCUACAAAGGGAGCAGUAUUUUUUAUAAUACCAUCUUUAUGGUCUUUAGGUGAUGGAAUUUUCAUUUCACAAAUGAAUGCAAUGUACGGAAUAAUGUUCAGUGACAAUCCUGAAGGAGCCUUUUCAACUUAUAGAUUCUGGGAGGCUGUUGGCAUGGUCAUUGGAUAUGUUUAUACAACAUUAAUUUGCGUUUCGACCAAAAUUUACAUUCAAUUAGUUAUAUUUAUUCUUGGUGUAAUUGGUUAUUACAUUGGAGAAUACAUGCAUAAAAGAUAUUUGGAGACUCAUACACAGAAUGAUGAAGAUGUUGAUCCUGACAGUGCUAAACCCCUUGACAAAAGCUUAAGUAAUAUUGUUUAUACAGUUGAAGAAAAAGAAAGUUCAAUGUAAAACUUUUAUAUUUGAUUGUUACUAUUAGAAAUUAGUGAGAAGUAAACAUCUAUACUUAGAGAUAAAUAUGUUCUUGUUAUAUCUUUUUAAAUAUAUUUCCCAUUCGUUCUUUACUUUCUUCAUAAUCUUCAAAAAUUUCCCUCUUUUUCCAUUCAAAUUGAGCGAAAAAUACACGUAUAGGGGGCGUAACUGUUUAU
This is a messenger RNA of Dimorphilus gyrociliatus, 1851 nucleotides long. NCBI's taxonomy places the organism in Eukaryota, Metazoa, Annelida, Polychaeta, Dinophilidae. The record is from the annotation of a GenBank genome assembly.